Messenger RNA from Chaetura pelagica (chimney swift), 1206 nucleotides. RefSeq names its product WD repeat containing, antisense to TP73 (gene WRAP73). Gene Ontology annotation, cellular component: MWP complex; microtubule organizing center; mitotic spindle. Gene Ontology annotation, biological process: microtubule anchoring at mitotic spindle pole body; mitotic sister chromatid segregation; protein localization to mitotic spindle pole body. The transcript has 12 exons. The record is from RefSeq and is a predicted model, not a curated record. Gene Ontology annotation, molecular function: protein binding. Lineage: Eukaryota; Metazoa; Chordata; Aves; Apodiformes; Apodidae. The coding region runs from base 1 to 1206 and encodes 401 amino acids.
AUGGCCACGGGCCCUCCUCAGGGGUGUCCUGGGCUCUUGGGGAGUCCUGGGCUCCUGGGGAGUCCUGGGCUUUCAGGGGUCUGGUCCCUGGAGCAGCCAGACUGGCACUGCAAGAUAGACGAGGGGUCUGCAGGACUGGUGGCUUCAUGCUGGAGCCCAGAUGGUCGUCACAUCCUCAAUACCACCGAGUUCCAUCUGCGGAUAACGGUCUGGUCCCUGUGCACCAAAUCUGUCUCUUACAUCAAGUAUCCCAAAGCUUGUCAACAGGGAAUAGCCUUCACCAAGGACGGGCGCUACGUGGCGGUGGCCGAGAGACGCGACUGCAAGGACUUCAUCAGCAUCUUCGUCUGCAGUGACUGGCAGCUGCUCAGGCAUUUUGACACUGAAACACAAGAUCUGUUUGGGAUUGAAUGGGCUCCUAAUGGCUGUGUGCUGGCAGCAUGGGACACGUGUCUGGAGUACAAAAUCUUGCUGUACUCCCUGGAUGGCAGGCUGCUCUCCACCUAUCGGGCUUACGAAUGGUCACUGGGCAUCAAGUCCAUUGCCUGGAGUCCCAGCAGUCAGUUUUUGGCAAUUGGCAGCUAUGAUGAAAAGGUGCGGAUCUUGAACCACGUCACUUGGAAGAAGAUCACGGAGUUUGAGCAUCCAGCAACUGUUGAUAACACCAAGGCUAUUGUUUAUAAAGAAGUGGAGAAAUCCCCACCUGUUGAAACAGAGAGACUCUCUUUCCCUCCAACCAGAAAACUGGCUAGUUCUCUCUUCAGCACACAAAGUAAAUAUGACAUUUCCCAGGUGCCAGUUUCUCUACAGUAUGUGAAACCUGUUGCUGACAGGGCAAAUCCCAAAAUGGGAAUUGGGAUGUUGGCAUUCAGUCCAGAUAACUGUUUUCUGGCAACCAGAAAUGAUAACAUUCCUAAUGCUGUCUGGAUCUGGGACAUCCAGAAGCUGAAACUGUUUGUAGUCCUGGAGCAGCUGUGUCCCAUCCAGUCCUUCCAGUGGGAUCCACGGCAGCCUCGCCUUGCUCUGUGUACAGGGAACAGCAAAGUCUACCUGUGGUCCCCAGCUGGCUGUGUGUCUGUCCAGGUUCCUGUGGAAGGGGACUUCCAGAUCGUGUCUCUCUCCUGGCAUUCUAGUGGAGACUCCAUGGUGCUUCUGAGUAAGGACAGCUUUUGUGUGUGUUACUUGGAAAGAGAAGAGGUAAAAUAA